This is a messenger RNA of Cucurbita pepo subsp. pepo (vegetable marrow), 5099 nucleotides long. RefSeq lists its product as uncharacterized. The record is from RefSeq and is a predicted model, not a curated record. NCBI's taxonomy places the organism in Eukaryota, Viridiplantae, Streptophyta, Magnoliopsida, Cucurbitales, Cucurbitaceae.
UAGGAAACAAAAGAAAGAAAUACGAAAAUUAGCGGACGCGAAAGGAAAUAAUUGAAUGAGGAUGAGAGUGGUUUUGAAAUCCGGAGAACCGAUCUCCCUCCCCCCUCCCUUUCCCUUCUCUGUCAGGGUUCUCUUUCGUCCCUCAUCGGUUCAAUUUCUCACUUUCUCGCUCCGGAGGCAAAAAAUUUCCGCCAGCCAAGACGAGAGGGAGAGAGAGAGAGAGAGAGAGAGAGAGAGAGAGUUCGGAGAUACGAAGGGCGGAGAUUGUGAACUCGGAGUGAGAUUGAGGUUUUGCAUGUGAUAGCGCAGAGCUUUUCAAUCGGCAUUGUCGGUUCCAUCUGAUUCCAAACCCUUUGUUUCAGCCGUUUCAGUCUUUAUCAUCACGUACGCCUGUAUUGGUUUUGAUUCCAUUUUUCUUCAUCGUUUUGGUGGUUUCUGUUCAAGAUUUGGUACGGAGUUAUCCGUGUAGCUCGUCGUGGCUGCCACAUAUUCCGGCGUAUUCUCGAUGUUAGGCGUUCAGUGAGAAAAAGGAACAGCGAUCGAUUUCUCGAGUGGUUUUUGUUUCUUCUUUGGCGUUUGCCUUGGCUGGAUAUGGUAUUUAGGAUCUUUAUUGUGAAUAAGACAUGUUCGUGAGGCUUCUUGUUUGAUAUGGUUGCGAAAGUAGUCGAAUUGAUUUCCGGCGGUGCUAUUCGGCGCGCACCGUGUGUUGUGCGUUGAAAACGGUUGUUUUUUGAGGGUGCCCAUGCUACUGGCCUCAUUUUCAUGCCGCCUGAACCAUUGCCCUGGGAUCGGAAAGAUUUCUUCAAGGAGAGGAAACACGAGAGGUCAGAGUUCCUCGGACCUGUACCUAGAUGGAGAGACUCAUCCAGUCACGGAUCCCGUGAGUUUAGUAGGUGGGGAUCAGGCGAUUUUCGUAGACCGCCAGGUCACGGUAGGCAGGGUGGCUGGCAUGUGUUCUCUGACGACUGUGGUCAUGGAUAUGGGCCUUCCAUGUCAUUCAAUAACAAGAUUCUGGAAAAUGUCAGUAGCAGGCCUUCUAUUUCGCAUGGCCAUGGGAAGUAUGCUAGGAAUAGUAGGGAAAGUAGGUCUUUUAGUCAAAGAGAUUGGAAAAGUCAUUCCUGGGCAACAAGUAAUGGGUCUACGAACAAUGGUGGUAGGCUGCAGCAUGAUCUAAAUUAUGAUCAGAGGUCAGUUCAUGAUAUGCUGAUAUAUCCCUCUCAUUCUCAUUCUGACUUUGUGAACCCAAGAGAUAAGGUAAAAGGCCAGCAUGAUAAGAUCGACGAUUUCAAUGGGUUAGGCACAAACCAGAGACGUGAUCGGGACUACUCAGUGAGCUCCUCAGGGUGGAAGCCUCUUAAAUGGACACGCUCUGGUGGCUUGUCUUCACGCACUUCAACAUCAGGCCAUUCCAGUAGCACAAAGGGCAUUGAUGCUUUAGAUUCUAAUGAGACAAAGUCUGAGGCCGUGUUGCAAAAUGCAUCGCAAAAUCUGUCUCCUUCAGCUGAUCAUGCUGAGUGCGCAAGGUCUUCUCUCCCAUGUGACGAGGCAAAUGCCAAGAAGAAGCCGCGACUAGGAUGGGGUGAGGGACUUGCCAAGUAUGAGAAAAAGAAGGUCGAAAUUCCUGAUGGUACUGUCUUUACAAUUGUUAAUGCAGAAGCUACCCAGUCUCUGAAUUCUAGCUUGAUUGACAAAGGUCCUAGAGGUUCAGGAUUUUUCGAUUGUACCUCACCUGCAACCCCUUCUUCCGUCAUUUGUGGUUCCUCUCCAGGUGGGGAUGAAAAAUCAUCUGGAAAGGCAUCAAGUGAUAAUGAUGUCAAUAACUUUGGUUCACCUGGUUCUGGUUUUCAGAAUCAGUAUGAGGGUUCACCUGCUUCUAAUUUAGAGAAGUUGGAUCGUUUUUCGAUACCUAAUUUGGGUUCUCCUCUCAGUCAACUGCUGCAAUCUACUGAUUCAACUUCAGUGGACUCCUGUGUUGUGAGUUUCACUGCCUUGAGUAAGUUGCUUGCAUAUAAAAAGGAAAUUUCUAAAGUGUUGGAGAUGACCGAGACUGAAAUUGAUUUACUUGAAAAUGAGCUGAUGGGGUUGAGAUCUGGAAGUAAGGGUUACUUUUCUUCUUUCCCCUUGGCAUCCAGUUCUUUGCCGGUGGGAGAUAAAUGCUUUGAAGAGCACAGUAAUGUCACUGAUAUGAUCCCGCCAGUUGCUACCCUGCCAGUUGUUACUUCCACAAAUAAUAAUUCAAUAACGAUGCCACAUUCUACAAGUGACUCGGAAGAAGUGCAUGCUGAUGUCAAGGAAAAUGAUCAGUCGGAUGCGAAGGAAUCUGUCAUCAUGAAAGAGAAGCUAACACUUACUGGUUGCAGUGUUGAAGAUAAUGUUGUGGCCUCGGUUGACAAUAACAUGCUUAUAAAGAGUGAAGGUCUCGCAUUAGAGCCCAUUUCUAGUGACAUGUAUGAAUAUGCUGAUGAGGGAGGAGAUAACGUGUUUGAUUUAAUUCUGGCGUCCAACAAAAAAUCUGCACGUGAGGCUUCUGAAGCUUUGAUCAGGCUGUUGCCUGCCAAUGAACGGAAGAUCGAUAUUUGGAUUACAAAUGCCUGCUCACGGAAUCAAUGUUCAAUGAAAGAGAGAUUUGCAAAGAGAAAGAAGUUAUUAAGAUUUAAGGAAAGAGUAAUUGCACUUAAGUUUAGAGCCUACCAGUCCUUGUGGAAGGAGAGUUUGCAUGUGCCUCCUGUAAGAAACCUACGUACAAAAUCUCAGAAAAAAUAUCAGUUGAGUUUGUGGACAAAUUACAGUGCUUACCAGAAGAACCGAUCUUCCAUCCGAUUCCGUAUGCCUUCACCUGCAGGAAAUCUGAACCCCGUUUCUAACACGGAGAUUCUGAAGCACGUGAGCAAGCAGCUUUCUAAUCCCCAGACUAAGCAGUAUCGGAAGGCGUUGAAGAUGCCCACAUUAAUUCUAGACAAGAAGGAUAAGAUGGCAUCAAGGUUCAUCUCUAAUAAUGGAUUAGUUGAGGAUCCGUGUGCGGUUGAGAAGGAAAGGAUGAUGAUUAACCCAUGGACCUCAGAAGAGAAAGAUGUUUUCAUGGAGAAGUUAGAAUAUUUCGGUAAGGACUUUGGAAAAAUUGCUUCCUUUCUUGAUCAUAAGACAACGGCAGACUGUAUUGAGUUCUACUACAAAAAUCACAAAUCCGAUUGCUUUGAGAAAACUAAGAAGCUGGAGUUUGGUAAGAAAGCAAAGUCCUCCACUGGUAACUAUUUGAUGACAACAGGGAAGAAAUGGAAUCCAGAAACAAAUGCUGCUUCUCUCGACAUUUUGGGCGCUGCUUCAGCAAUGACAGCUUGUGCUCAUAAGUAUUCUAGCAGCAGGUCGGGUGGAAGAACUGCAUGUUACACGACUCAAUUCGAUGAUAAUCUAUCAGAAAGGGCCAAAAGUUUUCAUAGUUUUGGGAAUGAAAGAGAAAAGGUUGCUGCUGAUGUUUUAGCAGGUAUCUGUGGUUCCCUGUCUUCAGAAGCCAUGGGGUCAUCAUGUAUCACUGGUAAUUUCCACAGAAGAGAUGGUUCUCAGGAUUUGAAGUGCAAAAAGGGUGCUACAACCAUAUUAAGACGGCGUAUGACAGCCAACCUUCUGCAGUCUGUUGACGAUGAGGUUUGUUCGGACGAAAGUUGUGGAGAAAUGGAUCCUUCUUAUUGGACAGAUGGGGAGAAGUCUCUUUUCAUAGAAGCAGUGACAGUUUAUGGGAAGAAUUUCUCAAUGAUCUCUACCCAUGUAGGAUCGAAAUCCAUGGACCAGUGCAAGGUCUUCUUCAGUAAAGCACGGAAGUGCCUUGGUUUGGAUUUGAUAUGCUCUGCAAAGAAAAUGCCAGCAAAUGGAAGAGACUGCAAUGCUAAUGGAUGUUGCGGUGAAGCAGGUGUGGACAGAAAUGCCUUUCCUUGCGAAGGGGUUGGAAAUGGUGGGGAAUUGGAGUCCAUGAAUCCACAAUCUACACAUCAGGAAGUCAAAGAGAUUAAUAGUCAUAGUAAUACAGCUGUAGAUGCCAUGGUGUCUGAUGUCUGUCAUAGGAAGGAUAGCUCUCAUUCAGCUUUGGACGAGGACUGCCAGUCUGUGAAUUCUGCCAACGAUAAGAAUCGCUCGCUACACAAUCAUGCAGUCGUGUCUGAUGAAACUGCGAAGGAACAAGGAAAUUCUUCUCGGGUCACAGUAUCAGUUGGAAAUGGUUUGGAUGCCGAAACAAAGAGGGGAAAUAUAGAUACUAGCACUGGUCAAGGUGCGAAAGCCCCAGCUCACACAGCUGAUAGCUCUUUAGCGCCCUUAAAUUCUCAUGUCACCUCAGUUCCUAAAGAUGAACAAGGGCGUCUACAUGUCAGAGUGCGUUCACGCAGUUUGUCUGAUUCUGAACAAUUGUCUAUAAAUGGUGACGUGAAACUAUUUGGUCAGAUUCUUACCCAUUCCUCAUCUGUGCCAAGUUCAAGUUCUAAUGGGAACCGAACGCAGCACCACAAGUUCAAGCGCAGAUUGAAAGCAAGUAGCCAUGGAAAUCUGAGUACUGCCAAGUUCAGUCGUAAAAGCUCUUCAGGUCAAGAGGAUGUUCCCUCAAGAAGUUACGGAAUUUGGGAUGGAACCCAAAUGCGCAACGGGCUUUCAUCACUGCCCGAUCCCACUACCCUACUGUCCAGAUAUCCUACAUUUGAUAAUUUCUCUAAAUCUACCUCCCCUAUAGAGCAGCAGCAGCCCAUUCUCAAUGAACAGAAAUCAAAUUGUGAUUCCCAGAUGUCGGAGGUAAAUAGUAGUAAGGUGGCUCAGGAGGUAGUUGGAGGAAUUAUUGUAGGAGAGAUUUGUAAUGAUGAUGAUGAUGAUGCACUAGAUACUAAAUUGCAUUGCAAUAAGGCGGAGGAUGGUGGCUCCUAGGAAGAGAGAAUUAGCUGGUAGCAGAUUUAUGUUUAGAGAGAGCCUUUCAACAGAGGCACUCUCUUAGCAGCAAUUGGUUUCUUUUGCUGCACCCCAUGUAUCAUAGUUUCGUUGAUGUCAAUGAAUGAUAGCAGAAUUUGACGGUUCUUAUUGCCGUCUUUGUAGGAGGAAAAAGAAAGAGUAAUGCUUCAAAAUUA